AUGGUACAUAUUGGGAUCCCCCCGCAUUAUACCACUUCACCAUCGAGCUUUAGUCAUAGUACAUCUUUGACUAUCAAUCGUGAAGUUGCGCUAGAUCUUGAUUCUAGCAAUGCAUUCGAAGGCCCCGAGAAGCUUUUAGAAGUAUGGUUCAGUCCAUCUGCCCAUGCUCUCCAUCGCUGUUCUGAGCCCACUGGCCUCAAGGCGGUUCCUGCUGAGAUCUGGAAGUCCAUGCUUGACUUGGUCAACUGCAAGGUCCUGUCGAUCGUUGAGUCCGAAGAUGUCGACGCCUAUCUCCUUUCGGAAUCGAGCAUGUUCGUUUUCCCACACAAGCUCAUUUUGAAAACAUGUGGCACCACCACGUUGCUUUGUGGUCUCCCACGUAUUUUGGAGAUAGCGACUCUCUUCGGUGGCUUCGCACGCUCCACUGCACCGCCUUCGCGCGGCAUUGCCGUUGCGGCUCCUCCGUAUCGCGUCUUUUACAGCCGCAAGAACUACCUCUUUCCCGAUCGACAACGGGGCCCUCACCGCAGUUGGCGCGACGAGGUGUAUGCCCUCGACAAGCUUUUCGUGGGAGGAAGUGCCUACAUGAUCGGCAAGAUGAACGGCGAGCAUUGGUAUCUCUACUUGACCGAGCCGUAUACCAUGUUGACACCACCGGCAAGCCCACAGAGCAUGGAUAGUCCAGGAACCGAGACCAAAGUUCUGGACUUGCCAACUUCGCUCACGGUUGAUCGCGGUGCCAGGGUCUGCGAGGGAGAAGACGAGACUCUUGAAGUUCUCAUGACUGAUCUGGACGAAGAGAAUGCUAAGCAAUUCUACCUCGACCAUGCGAGUGCGGUCGCAGAAGAUCAGUGGAGGGGAUCUCAACCGAGUCAAGAUGAUCAUGUUGACGUCUUCAGCAACGCCUCUUCUGACGGCGAUUUAUCGAUGAAGGAGGAACCGUAUCCUGCUGAGCUUACAACCGAGGGCCAUGCUCUUGGCACCGUUGUCUCAGAAGCCUGCGGCCUGUCUGAUGUUUACCCGUCUCACAAGUACCCAGACGCCCGUGUGGACGCUUACCUGUUCACUCCCUGCGGCUUCUCGGCCAACGGUGUCAUCCCAGCACCUCCUGGCGAAACAGGUACCCAUUACUUCACUGUGCACGUCACCCCGGAGCCAAUCUGCUCCUAUGCCUCAUUCGAGACUAACGUUCCCGUUGGGCAAAAGGGGCGGGAGACAACCGACAUCAUCCAGCACGUGGUGGACAUUUUCAAGCCUGGGCGUUUCAGCGUCACCCUCUUCGAAGCCAAGACCAAUUACGAAGAACAGAGCUGCGCUGGCAAGGACGAGCUGGCCGAGAUCAGGAUGUUCGAACGCAAGGUGGCCCGCCGCAAUGCGAAGAUGGACACGAUCAAGGGCUAUCGUCGUGUCGACCGCAUUGUUCAUGACCUUGACGGCUACGACUUGGUCUUUCGUUACUACGAGCGUCACGACUGGAAGGGAGGUGCGCCACGCAUUGGAGAGCGAGGCUUUUGA
Exophiala spinifera is the source of this 1515-nucleotide messenger RNA. RefSeq names its product S-adenosylmethionine decarboxylase proenzyme. The transcript is spliced from 2 exons. Gene Ontology annotation, molecular function: adenosylmethionine decarboxylase activity. NCBI's taxonomy places the organism in Eukaryota, Fungi, Ascomycota, Eurotiomycetes, Chaetothyriales, Herpotrichiellaceae. The record is from RefSeq and is a predicted model, not a curated record. Gene Ontology annotation, cellular component: cytosol. The coding region runs from base 1 to 1515 and encodes 504 amino acids. Gene Ontology annotation, biological process: spermidine biosynthetic process; spermine biosynthetic process.